Glycine soja is the source of this 4793-nucleotide messenger RNA. Its product is annotated as structural maintenance of chromosomes protein 1-like. The transcript is spliced from 18 exons. The record is from RefSeq and is a predicted model, not a curated record. NCBI's taxonomy places the organism in Eukaryota, Viridiplantae, Streptophyta, Magnoliopsida, Fabales, Fabaceae. Gene Ontology annotation, cellular component: nucleus; chromosome; cohesin complex. Gene Ontology annotation, biological process: sister chromatid cohesion. Gene Ontology annotation, molecular function: protein binding; ATP hydrolysis activity; DNA binding. Bases 729 to 4382 code for a protein of 1217 amino acids.
GUAGUCAGGGUUUUGAGUGUGUUAAUUGGGGGAUGGUUAGGUUCUGAUUGAAAUUGAUUUAGGAUAAUCUAUGGUUUUUUUAAAUUAUAAUAGUUAAACUGGGGCUAUUACGUGAUCAUAUGAAAGUUAAUUCUAUUUUUAAGCCGUCACUAUUUACAAAUUUAACUCGCCCCAAAUUAGAAUUUAAUGGUAUAAGUUAUAAUUACCAAAGUUGUAGCUGGUGGACUAUUUCGUGAUCAUAUGAAAAUGUUAUUUUCUCAUUCCCGGCAAACAUUGGGAAUUCUAGUUUGUUUCUUAAGCCCCUUUCAUUCACAAAAGAAAAAGUUAUAAUUGAACGAAAAUCACAUGAUUGUUACGUUUAAAGCCUAAUUAAGCAUUUUAAUGAAUGAUUAACUAAAUUAAAUUUUAAAUUAUAAUUGAAAGACCAAAUAUAUAAUUAAGUCUAUAAUCAUAACAAUAAGUCAAUUAUAUGUUUUAUUUUUUUGGUUGAGUGAGUAUAUCAAAGCCUCUUUCUAUCGCGUUAAAGCUUUAAGUCAUUCUUUCUCUACUGGCUACGUAACGACUAACGACGCACUCUACUCUCUCUUAGGGUUUCUUCUCCCGCCAAUUUCCCCUCUCCCCCAUUCAAUUCCAAACCCUAACCUCACUCCACCCUUGCCGGAACCGCACCUUCGAUUCGACCUAGGGUUUCACAGUUUCACUCCGAGCACGCACGCACGAACUUCACGAUGCCGUCGCUACUCUCCCCGGGCAAAAUCCACUGCCUCGAGGUGGAGAAUUUCAAGUCCUACAAGGGCUUCCAAGUGAUCGGUCCCUUCUACGACUUCACCGCCAUCAUUGGCCCCAACGGCGCCGGCAAGUCCAACCUCAUGGACGCCAUCAGCUUCGUCCUCGGCGUCCGCACCGGCCAGCUCCGUGGCGCGCAGCUCAAGGACCUCAUCUACGCCUUCGACGACCGCGAGAAGGAGCAGAAAGGCCGCAGAGCUUUCGUCCGCCUCGUCUACCACCUCGCCAACUCCACCGAGAUCAAGUUCACUCGCACCAUCACCAGCGCCGGCGCCAGCGAGUACCGCAUCGACGAAUCCCUUGUCAAUUGGGACACCUACAACAACAGACUUAAGUCCCUCGGCAUUCUCGUCAAAGCUCGCAAUUUCUUGGUCUUUCAGGGUGAUGUGGAGUCUAUUGCGUCGAAGAAUCCCAAAGAGCUCACUGCACUGGUGGAACAGAUAUCCGGCUCUGACGAGUGCAAGAGGGACUAUGAGCAGUUUGAGGAGGAAAAAGGUGCUGCUGAGGAAAAAUCAGCGCUUGUUUAUCAGAAAAAGAAGACUGUGGUUAUGGAGAGAAAGCAGAAGAAAGAACAGAAGGAAGAAGCAGAGAAGCAUCUCUGUCUGCAACAAGAACUGAAAUCUAUGAAGGGAGAACAUUUCUUGUGGAAGUUGUUUAAUAUACACAACGAUUAUGCUGAAACAAUUAAGGAUCUUGAAGAUGAGGAAAAAAGUCGUGAAGGUGUUGUUAAAGAACUAGAAUACUUCGAAAGUGAAGCUAGUAAAAAGAAAAAAGAACAGGCCAAAUAUCUGAAAGAGAUUGCACUACGUGAAAAGAGAAUUGCUGAGAAAAGCAACAAGCUUGACAAGAGUCAACCUGAGCUUCUGAAGUUAAAGGAGGAAAUGACUCGUAUCACUUCAAAAAUUAAAAAAGGGAAGAAAGAGCUUGAUAAAAAAAAGGUUGAGCGAACGAAGCAUGAUGCUGAUAUAGCAUUACUACAGAAUGACAUCCAGGAUCUUACAGCCAAAAUGGCAGACCUUCAGGAAAAGGGACGAGAUGUUGAUGACGAGCUUGAUUUGCAAGGCAAUGACUUGGAAGAAUAUUUUCGCAUCAAAGAAGAAGCUGGGAUGAAAACUGCAAAGCUUAGAGAGGAAAAGGAGCUUCUAGAUAGGAAACUAAAUGCUGAUAGUGAAGCUCAAAAGAACUUGGAAGAAAAUCUUCAACAGUUAAGAAACAGGGAGUCUGAACUGAAUUCACAGGAAGAACAGAUGCGAGCAAGGCUUGAAAAAAUUCUUGAUAAUUCUGCAAAAAAUAAAGUUGGCCUUGAAAACUUGAAAAAAGAACUACGCGUGAUGCAGGACAAACAUCGUGAUUCCAAGAAAAAAUAUGAAAAUUUGAAGUUAAAAAUUGGUGAAUUAGAAAAUCAACUACGUGAAUUGAAGGCUGAUAGAUAUGAGAAUGAGAGAGAUGUUAGGUUGUCUCAGGCUGUUGAGACUCUGAAACGCCUGUUUCAAGGAGUUCAUGGUCGUAUGACUGAUCUUUGUAGGCCAACACAAAAGAAGUAUAACCUAGCUGUUACCGUUGCUAUGGGUAAAUUUAUGGAUGCAGUCGUAGUUGAUAAUGAAAAGACCGGGAAGGAAUGCAUCAAGUAUUUAAAAGAUCAGAGGCUUCCUCCCCAGACAUUUAUUCCUCUGGAAUCAGUUCGGGUGAAGCCAAUAAUGGAAAGAUUGCGCACAUUAGGGGGUACAGCAAAACUGAUUUUUGACGUGAUUCAGUUUGAUCCCUCCUUGGAGAAGGCAAUUCUCUUUGCUGUUGGGAAUACUCUUGUUUGUGAUGAUCUUGAGGAGGCCAAAAUUUUAAGCUGGAGCGGUGAGAGGUUUAAAGUUGUAACUGUGGACGGAAUUCUGUUGACAAAAUCCGGCACAAUGACUGGGGGCACUAGUGGUGGAAUGGAAGCAAGGUCAAAACAGUGGGAUGACAAGAAAAUUGAAGGACUUAAUAAAAAGAAAGAGCAGUAUGAAUCAGAAUUGGAAGAGCUAGGAUCAAUAAGAGAUAUGCACCUUAAAGAGUCUGAAGCAUCUGGAAAAAUUAGUGGGCUUGAGAAGAAAAUUCAAUAUGCUGAGAUUGAAAAGCGAAGCAUUGAAGAUAAACUUUCAAAUUUGAGCCAAGAAAAAAAGACCAUCAAAGAAAGAAUUGAAUGCAUCAGUCCAGAACUGCAGAAGUUAAAUGAUGCUGUUAACAAGAGCAAUGCAGAUGUACGUAAGCUUGAGAGGAGGAUAAAUGAAAUUACUGAUAGGAUAUACAGGGACUUCAGCAAGUCAGUUGGGGUUGCAAACAUCCGUGAGUAUGAAGAAAAUCGACUCAAGGCUGCUCAAAGUAUAGCAGAGGAGAGGCUGAACCUGAGUAGCCAACUUUCAAAAUUAAAAUAUCAGUUGGAGUAUGAACAAAAUCGGGAUAUGACUUCACGAAUUCAAGAAUUGGAAGCUUCUCUUGGCACUUUAGAGAAAGAUUUAAAACGUGUACAGGACAGAGAGGCUGCAGCAAAGUUAGCAGCUGAGAAUGCUACAGAAGAGAUUAAUCAGCUUAAGGAGGAAGCUAAAGAGUGGAAAUCAAAGUCAGAAGAUUGUGAAAAGGAAAUCCAAGAGUGGAAGAAGAAAGCUUCUGCAGCCACAACAAACAUAUCCAAACUUAAUCGUCUGAUACACUCUAAGGAGGCACAGAUUGAUCAGUUGAAUGUGCAAAAGCAGGAGAUAUUAGAAAAGUGUGAACUAGAACAGAUUAGCCUCCCAGUCAUACUGGAUCCUAUGGAUACUGAUAUCUCAGUUCCAGGUCCAUCUUUUGACUUUCAUCAACUAAAUAGGGCACUGAAAGAUAGGAGACACUCAGAUAGGGAUAAAAUUGAGGUAGAGUUUAAGCAAAAAAUGGAUGCCUUGAUAUCUGAAAUUGAAAGAACUGCACCAAAUUUGAAGGCAUUAGACCAAUAUGAAGCUCUGCUAGAAAAAGAGAGAGUUGUAACUGAAGAGUUUGAAGCUGUCAGGAAAGAGGAGAGGGAAAAAACACAGAGAUUCAAUGAGGUUAAGCAGAGAAGGUACCACUUGUUCAUGGAUGCUUUCACCCAUAUAUCUGGUAAUAUAGAUAAAAUUUACAAACAACUUACAAAGAGCAACACGCAUCCACUGGGUGGAACAGCAUACCUAAACUUGGAAAAUGAUGAUGAUCCCUUUCUACAUGGCAUCAAGUACACUGCUAUGCCCCCAACAAAGCGCUUCCGUGAUAUGGAGCAGCUAUCUGGUGGGGAAAAGACAGUUGCUGCACUUGCAUUGCUAUUCUCCAUCCAUAGUUAUAAGCCUUCACCAUUCUUUAUAUUGGACGAAGUUGAUGCUGCAUUGGACAACUUGAAUGUUGCCAAGGUUGCUGGCUUUAUUCGUUCAAAAUCUUGUGAAGGAGCAAGGACUAGUCAGGAUGCUGAUGGUGGAAAUGGUUUUCAGAGUAUAGUGAUAUCACUGAAAGACACCUUUUAUGACAAAGCCGAAGCAUUAGUUGGGGUUUACAGAGACUCUGAAAGAGGCUGUUCGAGAACUCUCACAUUUGAUUUGACUAAAUACCGAGAGUUCUAAAAUUCAUCCACAAGGUACAGUUGAUAAGCCGCCUGUUAUAUGUACCGCAUUCAGAGGUUGGUUGCAUUUUUAUUUCUUGUCUGGAGGUGGCCAAACUAAUGUGAAUCCUUCUUUUCACCCCUCUUCAAUUUCUUGUGUUUUAAGUUACCAGUUGGGUUCUUUUUAAAAACUAUUGUAAAUAGGAUUUCCUCAGAUUAUGUAGAAUACAGUAGCUAGAUGUCCAAACGUUCGUUCUUGAAUUAUAUUUUAUUCAUUUAACUUUUUCUCUGGCUUGACUAUUACUUUCUUGCAUGUGAUGCAUAGCCCUAAAGCUCAAAUAGGCAUAAGGAUUGAAGCAUCUUUAUGAACUAAAUGAAAGAAGAGGCCAAGUUUGUCAAGUAAUUUGCAAAGAAACAAUUGUUGAAUUGUCAA